CGUUUGGGGUUUUCUUGAUAAAAGAUACUGUAUGGUUCCCAUUUUUUGUUCACUUAUUUUACAAAGAAGGAAACUGAAGUAAACAAGGUUAAAGGACGCCCGGGUAGUAGAUACCUGAGGUCUGAAUUUGAUCUCAGGUCCUCCCGACUCCGGCCGGUACUCUAUCCACGUGCCACCCAGCUGUCCCAUCAUCCUCCGCGCCCCAGAUGGACUUCUUCCUCUGGAAUCCCAGCUUAGGGGCCACCUCUUUUGUGAAGGCCGCCCUUAAGUCCCUAGCUGGUCACGGAGAUCCAAGCAGCCCUGACAGCUUGUCAGAAGAAGGAGAAAGAGCUGGAGCAGUCCCUUGCCCGUUGCCGAGUGUUGCUUCAGCCCUGAAUUUUGUCUCCUCCAGGGAAGUGCCCUCUCCCCCAAGCCCUGAGCCAGCCCGGAGCACAGAGACUAAAUCUGCUUUCUCAGAAUGUGAACCAACUCCCAAAGACCUCAAGGAAUUGGAGCUGCUGACCCAAGCCCUGGAGAAAGCCCUUCGGGUCCGGAAAGGCAUCUCCCAGGGACAGGCAAAGGAGAAAGCCUGCAGUGGCAAAGCUGCCACUCCUCUUGUCACUGCCCAGGCAGACCCUGGGGCCAGACCCAGAACUUCAAAUCCAAAAGCCUCUGUUCCAACCAAGCCCCCUGCUGCCUCUCAAAGGGCCAAGAGUAGGGUGAAAAAACCUGCCAGAACCUCCUCUAAUAGGGGCAGGGCCCUCACACUUGCCAGUCAGCCACAUCUCUCAGUGCCCAUAGAAGGGGGGCCAGCUCAGUCCUGCCCCCUGCCUCCCCAGGGCCAGGUCCCAGAGCUCCCAACUCCUACCCCAGUUUCAGUCUUAAAAGAAGCAAGUGCUACCAGGCCCAGUCCUGGACCAGAACAAGCAAAGACCCAACCAGGCCUGGCGUCUGAGGCCUUCCUACUCAAGGACAAAGGGACACAGCUGCAGCUGCCUCUGUCCUAUAAGAAAAUUGCUUCCAGGAAUUCCAGCCUGUGGGCCCAGGUCCAGCACUUGCAGUCCAAUCCUGAUCCUGAUGUAACUGCUGCCAAAGCCCGUUUCCUGGAGAGAAUGAAGGGGACGUUUGACUUGCCUAGCCCAUCACUGAGUCUUGCUGAGAUCCAGGAGGAGGUGAGUCGCCUGGACCAGGCCUGUCACAUACUGACCCAGCAUCUGGAAGAGACACUGGAUGGAGAUGGAGAGGUAUCUGCAGCCUCUCUGAGCUGGGAACAGGAAUAUCGCCGACUGGUCACCCUAGAAGGACUGCAAGCUGCUGUAAAACGGCAUUUGCUUAGGCUACAAGAGCUUCGGGAAGGAUACAGGCCCAGUAGAGACUCUGCUGCAUCAAAAGAUAUACCAGAGGAAUACUGCUUGGGAUCCAGGAUUGUAGAGAGCUUUACUUGGGACUCAAUUCCAUGUUUAGGAGGAAAGGGGUUGAGUGGGCCCACUAACCGUCUUGUCUACUCCAGUGUCCAAGAGCUACAGACCAUGACCGCUCUCAAGCUUCGUGUGGCGAUGUUGAAGCAGCAGAUCCACCUACAAAAGGUUAUGAUGGAAGAGUUUCUCCCCUUGGUGAGAUCUGAGACUCCUGCUGAUCCAGCUCAGUUGGCACUGUACCGUGCUAUCCAUAGCCAACUCUGUGAAGCUGGGGAGUGCUUCUCCGUACUGGUGAGAGAUGAGCCAUCUGUCUGAGUCUGGCAUGGUCCCUAACAUCCAUCCCACCAAGUUGGGCCCUCCCUCCACUGAACUUAUGUUUCUGUUGCCCUUUGUCAUUUAUUAGCCAGAAACCUUUGCUUUCCGUUGCCUGGGAAGCCUUGAAAGCCAUAUGGAAACAUUAAACAUCCUAGCUGAUCUCUGCCCUCCUCCACCAUCAAUCUCUUGUCCAUCUGUCUUUCUGCCUAGCUCAGGACUUUGGAACCCCGGAGCCUAGACUGAGGACAGGGAGGGGCUUAUUGUUUAUACAAGGAUAUGACUCCUUGGGGAGAGGAGAGGAUAUGGAGGAACUGAAGCUGUAAUGGUGAUAGUCCUAAUCUAAGCCAGAAGGGAGAGGAAAGGCAGUAAAACUGGGGGCCUUAGCAACAGAAAAAGACUUCAGUUGCCUUAAGACUAAAGUCCUUUCAGGAACUUUCCACUUCACAGAUGAUCAGCACAGCAUGAGACAUUUGUUCAAUGGAAGAGAGUGAUUGUUAAAUUUACUGAAAUGAUUUACAGUCAUCCUUCUUCAGGCUCAUAUAGUUGAGGGAGCUAUCAGGAGGUCAUAAGCUGGCUGCUAGUCCCAGCUCUGUGCCUUACUUUUUGGGUGACUGAUAGGGAGAAUAAUGUUUGUACAACUUACUACAUAGAGUACUUUAGAAAUGUUGAAUGUUGUCAACAUCUAAUAAAAGUGUAUGAGAUUCAAACUCAGGACUUGUAAUUCCCUGAAAGAUGCAGUGAUUUCAGUUGAAAUUGGCACAACUACAACUCACUUUUUCAAUAGAGACAGAGUUGUAUAGGAUUUACUUCUGUUUUAAAUACAUUUUUAUUCUAAAAUUAAACAUGAAAAAUUGAGCAUUUCUAAAUAUACAUAACCCAAAAAAAGGAUUGCAUACAAAACCCUUGUUUUUUUUUUUUUAAGUAUAUAAUAAAGCCAACUUAUCAAUUUUUGUCAGCCA
This is a messenger RNA of Antechinus flavipes (yellow-footed antechinus), 2671 nucleotides long. RefSeq names its product tubulin epsilon and delta complex 2 (gene TEDC2). Lineage: Eukaryota; Metazoa; Chordata; Mammalia; Dasyuromorphia; Dasyuridae. The transcript is spliced from 11 exons. The coding region runs from base 207 to 1712 and encodes 501 amino acids. The record is from RefSeq and is a predicted model, not a curated record.